AUGGCCAUCGUGGCCAAUGCCUGCCGAGACUCCGGGAGGGAGGAGGCGGUGUCCAUCGUGACGGAAGUGCUCUCGCCUCUGCUCGAGACUGUAGACUCGCUGUCAGUGGUAAGGGCACCUGCCACCAACGGCAUUGCUGCAACAGGCCUCAUACAACCCAUCCUGCACUACAUAGUGACCGACAUCGUGCGCGACCCGUGGAAAACGGAGUACCUGGGCCUGUUCAAGACGGCGUGCCUCGACGAGGACAACCUGGUGGACGUGCUGCAAUAUGGGCUGGCAACCCGGCUCAUACCUGAGGUGCGCAACUACGAGCGCGCGCACGGCGCGCUACACGCGAACGAAGCGCAUGUGAAACGAAUCUGCCAAGUGUUGGAGGCCAUCAGCCUCACCGUGGGCGGGGUGCCGCCGGCACUCAUGUCGGAGCUGGGCGGUGACAUCCUGAUACCGAACCUCAAAUUCCUGAUCGGGGAACGGCAGGGCACAUCCAGGCUAACACAAUCGCAGGCGCUCAUCUGCCACGUGCUCAUUCGCGUCGCCACCGCCGCGAUGAUCUCCAGCCAGCAUGCAUUCGAGGAGCUCUGCUUCGGGUACCACAUCUUCGAUCUGAUGAUCGUGCCCGUGAAGGAAACGAUGGCAGAGCCGCUGGUGCUCGCAGCCGCGCUUAACACCCUCGCCGUGCUCACGGGGAACCCCAUGAAGGGCCAAACCUUUUCCGCCGCCUUCAUGGAGGAAUUCGACGCGGGUGUGCUGCUGGCGUACUUGAGGCCGCUCCGAAUGCAAAAGAUGGCAGACGUCUACAAGGAGCACGCUAAGACCUGCAUGACCGCUAUCGGCAAUUUCAUCGCGCACCUGCUUGAACUCUCACGGCGGCUGCCGAUGAUGUGCCAGCUGGUGGACGUGAUGUACGGCAAGGGGCUGGCGGUCCUGAUACUGGACGCUCUGUCGCACAAGGAGGCCAACGGCGACGUGAGGCGUGCGCUGGUGCGUGCUCUGGUGAGGUUUCCAAUCGAGCGCAUCGACUCCGGGGCCGUCGCCAUAAUGCUGGACCUGUUGUCGCCCGCCAACUUCAGGGAGUUCGAGCCGCAGGUUUUCGAAUACAUAGUGGAUGCGCUCAAGCACAAGCUCGACAUUUACUCCGUGGAACGCAUCGUCGAGCGCACGUGCUGGCUACUGUUGGUCACGCUGAAGACGCCAGAAGCCGAGCGGUACAAGGUGCUGCACGUGAAGUGCGUCGAGCUGCUGCUGGCAGCCUCCAACAGACCCACUGGCAAAGUGCUCUUCAGGGAGGAGCGCCACUCCCUGAGCCUGAGAAAGGCGCUGAAGUACGAGGAAGAUUUCUGCGCGUAUGACCACCCGGAGGUCAGGGUGGAACUCGCCUGCGUGGGGGGCGACGUCGCGUUCCUGAACGCCUGCAUGUUCGACACGUUCAGGCUGAAGCAUGACAGCAAGCAGAUCUUCCGCGUGUUCAGGACCGUCAACCGCGCCAUAAGCGACGCUCGUGGCAGGCCCGAGAACGAGCUCCUGACCAUCGAGGAUAUCUGCGCGUGCGAGGUGGGCGACUUCGACGACGAGCCGCUCGAACCCCGGAUCCCACACGCUGAUGAAUCUAGACCGGACGAGCACAGUGCGGAGGAAACUCCAGACUCAAGCAUCGCAAACCCUGAAUCGCCGCCAAACAACGCUGUGGCCGUACCCAUUAACGUGGUGGGCGGCGAUCCUGUUGAACAGGACCGCCUAUUCCCGCACGACGAAGCGUGGCAGAUAGAUUCCAACGUCCACCGCGACCAGCAGCGGCAGCUCUAUGUGUCGAUGGACAUGCCGAAGAAGAUCAUGUCGUACCUCAGCGCUUCCUUCUCAGCGUCAUUCACGGAGUACUACCAGAUGGAACGGAAACGCAAGGCGCACAGCGAGUACUGGGCCGGUAUACUCAAGGGCCGCAAGUUGGACUGCGAACGGCUAAACAUCGUGGACAAGUUCGACUGGAGCGUCGAGUGCUCCGAGAUAUUCUGCGGCGAGAACCUGGCCGAAACGUCCCAGCUGUGUGAGGGCAUCAGCAAUGCCAUAUCGAAACCCACGCGGCAGCUCGUGUCCUACGUGAACUGGAAGCAAUGGCGAAGCCACCAGGGCACCAUGCGCGAUGGCGCUGAGCCCUUCUACACCGUGCGCCCCAGGAAACAUCUGAACAAGGUGUGGAUGAACGAAUGCAAGAAGGUGCUCAACCCGUGCUUCGUGGUGUCGAGCUUCCUGCGAACCCUGCACGCCCUCAUGGCACCCAGUGUGUCCGUGGUGGUCCGCGAUGCAGUAAGGGGGCACUUCAGGCAGGCGGAUUUCGUGCGCAACCUCAUCAAGCUCACGACGUGCUCGUCGUUCCUGGACGCGAACCUGACGGCCAAGCUGCUUCGGGUGUGCGAACGCGCCUUCACCAUCGACGCCUCCGUACAGGCGGAGUCCAUGGACAUGAUUGUCAUAUACGACAUCGUGUCGAGGUUCGCAGCGUCCUUCUGCGAGCCGUUGAUGGUCAUCACCACCAACGUGAGCGUCGACUGGGUCGACGACAGCAUGCAUCACGUGCAGCUGGUGCUGCUGAGGGUGUUCCGUGUCUUCGCGCUCUUCGCCAGGCAGAUGCCGUGGAUAAAGUUCUCUAACGUUCUCGAGAUACAGCAGCACUUCGUCGAGAAAUGCGUGAUCAGAUGCGUGCCCGAGCAUGCGCUUACGCUGGCACUCAGGAUCCUGUUCCAGAUAGUCUCACUGGAGACGGGUAGCAGCGUCGGCACGUACGUGUCCCACCUCUACGAAUCCAGCCUGUUGGAGCAGAUAAGGGAGGCGUGCGUGGACAUCGCCGUGGCGGCUUCCUGCGCGGCUAGGAACACGCACUACCCCCACGUGCUCAACGCCAUCAGCGAGCUGAGGCACUCCAGCUCAUUGCUGCUGCGGCGGAGCAUCGUGUCCGACAUCCUGCGUCGCAUAAGGCUUGCGGAUCUGGGCAAGAGGUUCCAGGAAAAGGUGUCGGAAACGCGAUUGGAACGCGUCCUCCUGAUGGACGACGCCUGGAUCGUCAAGAAGGGCGGGUCGACGCAGAACGCACUCAUGGCCGUCACGUCGCGACGACUCCACGUGCUCCGCGCCAAACGUGAAGACGAGUUCAGAACCCAAGCGAAGUUCCGCCCAAGCGCAGCGAUAUGGGAGAUAGAGGGCGGGCUGCUAUACGUCGUAUUCGCGCGCGAGCUGGUCGCCGACACCACGGCUAAACUGACGGACCCCCAGUGGGCGAUGUUCACGCUGCGGCACACCCCGCCCAAGGCAUUCAGGCAUUACGUAACUGCGGGCAACAUCCCCACGCUGGGGCGCUUGGCCGCCAGAGCGCUAGGAGACGCCACGACGUACCUCGGGCUGUGCCUGUGGGACGGCCGCAUCUGCCUCGCCGCGCUGACGAAGGACAAGCUGGCAAUUUUCGCCGUCGACCACGUCCUGCUGGCAGAGGGUAUCCGAAGUGGCACGUUCACCUGUGAAGAGUACACUACGGACAACGGCGACAUGCGCGCCGGCCAACCCCUGACUCCCGGGCAUAAGCCGAAGCCUAAUUCAGGAUCACACGGAACCGAGUCAGACGACGAGUCCAGUGAGUCAGAGUCGGAGGGGAGCCCGCGAGAACCCAUAGAACUCUUGGACGAGUGCUACUGCGACUCCAUCACAAGUGUUGCCUACGGCGCCGACCUCGCAGUGGCGAUCUCGGUGACAGACCCCGACGAUGAGGACGAGGAGAACCUCUGGGAGCUUACGUUCGUGUCCGACAGUCGCCGUGAAGCGUUCAAGAAGGCGCUGGCUGGCUCGAUAGGCCACCUGACCUGGUACAGACGGUGGGAAAGUGACGCUUCCUAA
Babesia bigemina is the source of this 3882-nucleotide messenger RNA. RefSeq lists its product as hypothetical. Lineage: Eukaryota; Apicomplexa; Aconoidasida; Piroplasmida; Babesiidae. The transcript has 5 exons. The record is from RefSeq and is a predicted model, not a curated record. Bases 1 to 3882 code for a protein of 1293 amino acids.